UAAACCUUUCCGUUUGCAAUAGUGCUUUUUAUCAGUCAAUUCAACGGUUGAGCGCUCACUCGAAAUUGUGCUUAAAAAUUUAAUUUAAUGGAAAAAUGAAUCAAUGUCGCUACGAUGCUGAAGUGUUUUUACAUAUUGAUUUGGAUAGCUGUUUUCAGGUUAUGUAACACAAGUCACCGAAAGAUGGGACUUGGUAAUGAAAGUAUUUUAGGGAAGAAAUACCUCGUAUAUUUUGUAAAGUCUCCAUUUUCAAAAGUCGAGGAUGAUGCCUGGAUAUGUGCAGGAGCCAUAGUUUCACCAACACAAAUACUGACGGCAGCCGCCUGUCUCGUUGAUGUGGACAGAAUAUACGCAAUAGCUGGCUACAAGAAAUACGUACACGGUACUGAUAUAGAAAACGAUGAAUGUACGAAACGAUGGAAGAAAAAGAUCGUCAAAGUUUCUGUUCCAAAAGAAUACAAUAUGGCUACAGACAAACAGCCAGAUUGGAUGAACAUAGACCUUGGCGUAGCUACAGUAGACGAACCUUAUAAUUUCACCGACAUAUAUCCAAGUAAUUGCUCAUAUGAACCACAAAGCAUAACCAUCAAUUAUGAAAAGAAAAAUGAAUUGGAAAAUAUCAGAGCAACAGCUUUAGGAUGGGGAGGUAUAAAAGAUAGACAGCCCAAAGAAUUAGCAAAACCGCAUAAGAAACCUCAAAUACUAAAAGAAGCAUCAACAAUUAUAAUUAAUAAGACAGUAUGCAUAGACUUAAUAAAGGGCAAUGUAUCAAAAGAAGUGCUUAAUGAAUACAUACUCUGUGCUUCUGGCAAUGGUAUGGUUGUUGAUGAAGGAGAAGAGACAUCAGUGGAUACAAGACCCUACGCCCCAGAUGAAUGCCCAUACAACUCAUCAGAGAGCGGUUGCGGAGACGCAUACUAUGAAGAGUUGAGAAGGCGACAGAAUGAGAAAAUUAAUGUUACCAUAGAACAACCAGAACUACAUAAAAACAGCAAUAACAAAACAAAUUCAAGAAGGACGCCGUUGAUAGAGACUUGUCAGAAUGAUCACGGAGGUCCACUAACCACGUGGAUUGGUACAGAGGAGAUGGUCUUGGGCGUGGCACUAAAUGGAAUAUCCAAUCCAAACUUUGAUUGUGUCGGUCCUAGAAUUUACGUCAGCACAGCAGAAACCGCCAAAAUAAUCAAAUGCCUUUUGGAAACGAAUGAAACAAAACGCAACAUCUGUAAUAACGAAAACAAAGAACAUCAAGUACACGAUAUAGAAAUAACAUGGCCUAAAGACAUGCCAACAAACUCAGGUAAAGGUGAUCACAAAAUAUCACCUUAUUUAAGGCAAGGAAAUGAAGAACAACCUCUACAUGUACGACCAACGAAAGACCUAGGACCCAUUGAUGAGCAUGGCAACGCACUACGAUCACCUCAAUUGGAAAUACCAGCCGAUCAAUUUUACAACCAACCGCCUUUACAAACAAGUACAGUAAACCCAUAUUACCAAUUACAAAAUCAACAGCCAAUUUUAGUGCCUCAAGCAAAUACGCAACAAUACGGAGAACAGCCUCAAGGUCAGAUGCAACAGUCAAUGGAUUUAAAUCAACAACAAUUCAAUGCAUUGAGUCAGUCUCAAGUUCCAGCUUAUAACCAACAACAGUCACCAGUAUAUGUCCAACCUCAAGCGGAAUCUUUGAAUCAACAACCGAUGGAAACGCAAAACCAACAAUCAGACCCUUUCAGUCAGCAACAGCCAUCGUCUUAUAACCAACAGUCAUUUGGCUCACAAAACCAGCAGCCAGUCGAAAUUUAUAAGCAACAACAAGCCCCAGCCUAUAAUAUUCAACAACCUGUAGAAUCAUUUAGUGAUCCACAAAUGGGCAAUUAUAAUCAACCACCAACAUUGUCACAAAAUCAAUCUCCUACUGACACAUUUAACCAACAGAUGUCGGCUAUUCAAAAUCAAGCUCCAAAAGAAGUUUUUAACCAACCCCCUCAAGACGUAUUUAGCCAGCCUGCGCAGGAAUCUUUUAAUCCACCUACAAUGGAAACAUUUAACAAACCCCAAACAGAACCACUUAGUUCAUCUAAUCAACCUCAAAUGGAUGGAUUAAGCAUUAUUCAGCCUAUAGGAUCACCUGAUCAAUUGCAAAUGGGAUCACCAGACCAACAACAAAAUAUGGGAUCACCAGACCAACAACAAAAUAUGGGAUCACCAGACCAACAACAAAAUAUGGGAUCACCAGACCAACAACAAAAUGUGGGAUCACCUGAUCAACAGCAAAUGGGAUCACCUGAUCAACAGCAAAUGGGACAGCCUAACCCACAGCAAAUGGAACAGCCUAACCAACAACAAAUGGGACAACUUAACCCACAGCAAAUCGGACAACCCAUCCCACAGCAAGUAGGUCAGCCUAACCAACAGCAAAUGGACUCGGUUAGCCAACCUCAGCUAAGCCCACCUGGCCCAGAGCCCGUGGAACAAUUUGGACAAUCUCAACCUUCAUUUAUUCAACCACAAAAUGGUAAUAACGUACCAGUAGAUCCAUAUAGUCAAUUGCAGAUGAAUUUAUAUAAGCAACCACAAACGGAAUCUGGAAAUCGGCCACUAGCAGAAGUAAAUAAUCAACCACAAGGAUCGUUUAAUAAUCAACAAUUAAACCCACCAUACAAUCCAAUGGAAACAGCAAUGAAUGCUCCUGUGCAGGGAGAUUCAUUCACCCAGCAGCAAACUGAUGCUUUUCAGCAGUCUCAAACACAAAGUAACAACCAAUAUGUAGAAUCAUUUCAAGUUCCACAGGCUCCACAGGUAGAACCAUUUAGUCAACAACAAGAUCCUUUAAAACCACCUCCAGUAUAUCCUUAUAAUCAACAGCAAGCCGACCCCUUGAAACAAAUUCCAACAAAUCAAUAUAUUCAACAACCAGUGGAUCAAUACAAACCACCUCAAAACCAAUUCUUGAAUCAGCAACCAGCAGAUUCUCAUGGCCAACAAAGAUCAGAUUCUUUCAAAUUAUCACAAACUGAUUCUUUGCAGACAGGACAAAUCAAUACAUUCAAUGUACCACAAAACAAUCCCUAUAAACCACAGCCUGAACAAUUGUACAAUCAACCUCAGGACCAAUUUAGAAAACCAGAGCCAAUGCAAGGACAGCAACUAAAAACACAACCCUUCAGCCAACAGCAAAAUUCUUUUGCACAAGCACCAUACAGGAAUCCUCAAAUAGAGGCAUUUAGGCCGCCACCAUCAGAAACAGAGGCAGACACGUAUAAUCCACUCGCUUUUCUGAAUCAGAAUGACGAAGAACCAUUCAAAGUAGACUCAUUUAAACCUCAACCCAUCGAACCAUACAAACAACUAAAUUCAGAGAUGUACAAUAAUAACCGACAAUCAUUCAAACCAGCACCGGUUGAACCCUACGAGCAACCACAUAGUAUACUACGUGAUAGAGGACAACCACGUUCACCUCAGUCUGCGCCGUCCAUGCAGCCAUUUAUCCAAUCAAAAAUACCAGCUUCAUCACCAACUUUUGAUGCAAGUCAUAUGCACAGUAUACUGCGGGAACGACCUCCAAAUGAUCCGGAGCCUCCUCGUAGUGAAACCCAAACUUUUGAGCAAAUUUAUUCCCAAUUCCGUGUGCCAGGGAGUGAUACAUCACAGCAGGGAGCCACGGAACAAACAUUUGAGGAAGUUUAUAGAAAUCUGCACGACGGCUCUGCUGACUUGCCUCAUGAAAUGCAGUUGGAAUCACGGUUUGACCAACCGUUUGAGCAGCAGUUAGAACAAACGAAUGAAAGUCCUAAGAUAUUGAGCAUGCCUCGGGCGGCUGAUGGAAACGACGAAAUUAAAGUGAGACCUCAAGAGCCCUUAGAGUUACCAGAUUACUCUUACGACGUCAGACGUCAAAAUGACAACGAUUCGAUUGUUACAAUAAAAUCAGAAACGACCUUAAGUCCCAGUAAUUAAGUCGAAUUGUUAUAUUAGGUUAGGUUAGUAAAUAACACCAGGAAUAAGAAACGAAUAAAAAUUACAUUUUCUUUAUUUUUAAUUUAAUUUAAAUAAAAUUAUU
Spodoptera frugiperda (fall armyworm) is the source of this 4060-nucleotide messenger RNA. RefSeq names its product putative mediator of RNA polymerase II transcription subunit 26. The coding region runs from base 115 to 3957 and encodes 1280 amino acids. NCBI's taxonomy places the organism in Eukaryota, Metazoa, Arthropoda, Insecta, Lepidoptera, Noctuidae. The record is from RefSeq and is a predicted model, not a curated record. Gene Ontology annotation, biological process: proteolysis. The transcript has 9 exons. Gene Ontology annotation, molecular function: serine-type endopeptidase activity.